GCGCAGCGGCGCCUGGGCCUGGAGGCCCACCUGUCGGCCCUCCGCGAGGCCUCGCUGGCGUCGGAGCUGGAGCGCGACGACAAGCCGCCCGGCGAGGAGGUCCCCGCGGGGGCCGACGGCGGCGCCCUGCUGCCGUACGUGUCCAACAUGCUGGCGGCGCCCCACGCGCAGAUCUUCAUGUGCCCGCUGUGCAACAAGGUGUUCCCCUCGCCGCACAUCCUGCAGCUGCACCUGAGCUCGCACUUCCGCGAGCAGGAGGGCGUGCGCGCCAAGCCGGCCGGCGGCGACGUCAACGUGCCCACGUGCACCAUCUGCAGCAAGACCUUCUCCUGCAUGUACACGCUCAAGCGGCACGAGCGCACGCACUCGGGCGAGAAGCCCUACACGUGCGCCACCUGCGGCAAGAGCUUCCAGUACUCGCACAACCUCAGCCGCCACGCCGUGGUGCACACGCGCGAGAAGCCGCACGCCUGCAAGUGGUGCGAGCGCCGCUUCACGCAGUCGGGGGACCUCUACCGCCACAUCCGCAAGUUCCACUGCGAGCUGGUCAACUCGCUGUCGGUCAAGAGCGAGCCGCUGGCGCUGCCCAACGUCAGGGACUGGGCCAUCGAGGACAGCUCGCAGGAACUCUGGAAGUAGACGCGCCCGCCGCCGCCGCCGCUCGGUUCGCCUCGGCCGAAAACAUCUCGGAAGGGCCGCCAAACGGUCCCGGCG
Molecule: messenger RNA, 714 nt
Organism: Hippocampus comes (tiger tail seahorse)
Lineage: Eukaryota; Metazoa; Chordata; Actinopteri; Syngnathiformes; Syngnathidae
Product: zinc finger and BTB domain-containing protein 18-like
Exons: 2
Coding region: 148-639 (163 amino acids)
Biological process (GO): regulation of transcription by RNA polymerase II
Cellular component (GO): nucleus
Molecular function (GO): DNA-binding transcription factor activity, RNA polymerase II-specific
Source: RefSeq, a predicted model, not a curated record